Molecule: messenger RNA, 702 nt
Organism: Cyphellophora europaea CBS 101466
Lineage: Eukaryota; Fungi; Ascomycota; Eurotiomycetes; Chaetothyriales; Cyphellophoraceae
Exons: 2
Coding region: 1-702 (233 amino acids)
Biological process (GO): L-cysteine catabolic process
Molecular function (GO): cysteine dioxygenase activity; ferrous iron binding
Source: RefSeq, a predicted model, not a curated record
AUGCUGCAACACCCGAUUCCGGCACCAAGCACCAACCAUGCCAGAUUGGAUGCGAGCCUUUACACCGACCUUCGCUGUCCGUCCGAUCCCUUCCAUUGUCUAGUAAAGUCGCUAUCAGAUGUCCUUGGUCCGUCCAGUGGCAUCAACUCGGCCGAUGUCAAUCCUCAAGACCUCAUCAACCUUAUGUCAAUCUAUACUUCCAACGAGAAAGAAUGGCAGCAUUAUGCAUUCGCUGACCCGAGCCGUAACUACACACGUAAUCUCGUUGACAAGGGCAACGGCAAGUCAAACCUGUUGAUUGUUGUGUGGAACCCGGGCAAGGGCUCGCCUAUUCAUGACCACGCCGAUGCACACUGCGUGAUGAAAGUGCUCAAGGGAACUCUGAAAGAAACGCUGUACGAUAUGCCGCUUCAGGCAGAAGAGAAGGAUGGCAUUCGCACGCCACCCCAAGUCGUCAAAGAGACCAUCUACGACAACAAUCAGGUGACUUAUAUUUCCGACGACAUCGGGUUGCACAAGAUCUCGAAUCCGUCCAGCACCGAUAUUGCUGUCUCACUACACCUCUACACCCCACCACAUGCUGCCAACUUUGGCUUCAACCUGUUCGAUGAGACGACAGGCAAGAGCACGCAUAUCAAGCAAGCCGGCUUCUUUUCCGACUGUGGGAAGUUGAUUAGCGAGUCCAAGUAUGGCUCGUUUUAG